AUGGAGCACCGUCAAGACCAGCUACUCGCUGAGUCGGCAGCCGACGACGCUACCGACAACCAAAGUGUCGGCGAUGUCGUGCCGGACAAGCUGCUGGCGCCAAAGGUUUCGACCUACCGCCUGCCGCGCUUCAGCUCGCGCCGCCUCAGCUCCAACAGCUCGUUCGGAGACCACGAGGUGCUGCCACGCACCAAGAGCAUGUUCCCGGAGCCCCGCGAGCUCACCAAGAACGACCUGACCAGUGCCGACGCGUUGAUGGCCGACGACGUCUUCACCAUGAAUUCGACGCUGUCGUCGGUGAUCGAGAACGCGCUGGGCCACCCGAUCCCGGGCCUUGAGGUACGCUUCCGCAACCUCGAGCUGUCGGCCGAGGUGCCGCAGAUCAAGAGCGGCGAGCUCGAGGUGCCGACGCUGUGGACGCAAGUGCAGCAGGGUGUCGGCGGCCUCUUCGGCUCCAAGCAGUUCACGGUCGAGAAGAAGAUCCUGCGCGGAGUCACGGGCGCCUUCAAGCCGGGCCGCAUCACGCUGGUGCUGGGCCAGCCCGGAUCGGGCAAGUCCUCGCUCAUGAAGGUGCUGGCCAACCGCUUCCACAUGGACAAGAACAUCUCGCUCGGCGGUGACAUUGAGUAUAACGGCAAGGAGCGGUCCUUGAUGCUGGACAUGCUCCCGCGCGACGUGGCCUACGUGAACCAGAUCGACGAGCACUAUCCGCGCAUGACGGUGCAGGAGACGUUCGAGUUCGCGCACCGCUGCUGCUCGGGUAAAGACCUCGAGCCGUGGGCCGUUGAGGCCCUGAAGAACUGUUCGCCGGAGCACCACGACCUCGCGUUGAAGCUCGUGACGGCGCACCACAAGUUCGCGCCCGAUCUGAUGGUCAAGAAGCUCGGCCUGGACAACUGCAAGGACACGGUCGUGGGCAACGCCAUGCUCCGAGGCGUGUCUGGAGGCGAACGCAAGCGCGUCACGACUGGUGAGAUGCUCGUCGGCAGGAAGCGACUGCAGUUGUUGGACGAGAUCAGCACGGGCCUUGAUAGUGCGGCCACGUACGACAUCUGCAAGUCGCUCAAAAGCGCGACCCGCAACUUCAACGCGACUGUGGUGAUUUCCCUUCUGCAGCCGUCGCCUGAGGUGUUCGAGCUGUUCGACGACGUGCUGCUCAUGAACGAGGGCAGCAUCAUGUUCCACGGCAAGCGCGAGGACGCCGUGCCCUACUUCGAGCAAAUGGGCUUCCACUGCCCGCCCCGCAAGGACGUGGCCGACUUCCUGCUGGAUCUGGGCACCAACAAGCAGGGCGCCUAUGUCGUGGGCUCCAACGUGCCGUACCAGUCGGCUGAGUUCGCCGACCGCUUCCGCGAGUCGACUAUUUUCCAGAAGACACUGAGGCGCCUCGAUUCUCCGGUCAAGGAGCCGCUGAUCGUCCCCGACGUCAAGCCGUUCCGCUUGUCCUUCUUUGAGGACAUGACCAUCCUGCUGCGUCGUCAGUUGAUGCUGACGUCGCGUGACACGACGUACCUCAUGGGUCGCGCGGUCAUGAACAUCGUCAUGGGUCUGCUCUACGGCUCUACGUUCUGGCAGAUGGACGAUUCCAACAGCCAGCUCAUCCUGGGUCUGCUCUUCUCCUGCGCCAUGUUCCUGUCGUUGAGUCAGGCCUCUCAAGUGCCGACGUUCAUCGAGGCCCGGUUGGUGUUCUACAAGCAGCGCGGCGCCAACUUCUUCCGCUCGAGCGCGUACGUGCUGGCCAUGUCGCUCUCGCAGAUCCCCAUGGCCGUAGUGGAGACCGUCGUGUUCGGAGCCAUCACCUACUGGAUGGGAGGCUACGUGGCCCUCGCGGACCGCUUCAUCGUGUUCCUCGUCACGCUCUUCCUGUGCCAAAUGUGGUUCACCAGCUACUUCUUCUUCCUGAGUUCGGUCUCGCCCAACCUGACGGUCGCGCAGCCCGUCAUGAUGGUAUCGGUGCUGUUCUUCAUGCUGUUCGGAGGCUUCUUGAUCACGAAGGACAACAUCCCGGACUAUUUGAUAUGGAUCUAUUGGCUGGAUCCGCUCGCGUGGUGCAUCCGCGCGCUCAGCAUCAACCAGUACCUGGCCCCCAAGUUCGACGUCUGCGUCUACGGAGGUAUCGACUACUGCUCGACGUACAGUGAGACCAUCGGCGAGUACAGCCUCGGCGUGUUCAGCCUGCCGACCGAGUCGAUGUGGAUCUGGUACGGCUGGAUCUUCCUGUUCGCCGGCUACUUCGUGUUCGUCUUCGUCUCGUACCUCGUGCUGGAGUACAAGCGCUACGAGAGCCCGGAAAAUGUCGCUGUGGUGGAGGACGACGAAGCUAGCGCCGACCAGACCGCGUACUCGAAGAUGCCGGCCACUCCGAAGGGGGUGCACGACCAUGAAAAGGUCAUCGAGAUCCAGGACGCCGACGAUGUCAUGGGUGGGGUCCCAACCAUCAGCGUCCCCGUCGAGCCUACCGGGCGCGGCAUCUCUCUCCCCAUUACGUUGGCCUUUGAGAACCUCUGGUACUCCGUGCCGAUGCCUGGAGGCAAGAAGGAUGAGGAGAUCGACCUGCUCAAGGGCGUGUCUGGAUUCGCCCUUCCCGGAACGAUGACCGCGCUCAUGGGCUCCUCCGGCGCUGGCAAGUCCACGCUCAUGGACGUCAUCGCUGGACGCAAGACCGGCGGCAAGAUCCAAGGGAAGAUUCUGCUUAACGGCCACCCGGCCAACGACCUGGCCAUCCGCCGAUGCACGGGCUACUGCGAGCAGAUGGACAUCCACUCGGACUCGGCCACGGUGCGCGAGGCGCUCAUCUUCUCGGCCAUGCUGCGCCAGGACGCCAACAUCUCGACGGCGCAGAAGAUGGAGUCCGUCGAGGAGUGCAUCGAGCUGCUGGAGCUCGGCCCCAUCGCCGACAAGAUCAUCCGUGGCUCGUCCACGGAGCAAAUGAAGCGCGUGACCAUCGGCGUGGAGCUGGCGGCGCAGCCCAGCAUCAUCUUCAUGGACGAACCGACGAGUGGCCUGGACGCGCGCUCGGCCAAGCUCAUCAUGAACGGCGUGCGCAAGAUCGCCGACUCGGGCCGCACCAUCGUGUGCACGAUCCACCAGCCGAGCACGGAGGUGUUCAACCUGUUCGAUUCGCUGUUGCUGCUGCGUCGCGGCGGUCGCAUGGUGUUCUUCGGCGAGCUGGGCGAGGACUCGAAGAACCUGAUCAGCUACUUCGAGGCCUUCCCUGGCGUGAACCCGAUCAAGCCCGGAUACAACCCGGCCACGUGGAUGCUCGAGUGCAUUGGUGCUGGUGUUGGAGGUGGCAAGGCUGCUGCGAACGCGGACCCGUCGCAGCCGACGGACUUCGCUGAGCGCUUCAUCGUCAGUGACCAGAAGGUGCUGAUGGAGGAGGAUCUGGACCAAGAAGGAGUGCUGCACCCUUCGUCGCACCUGCCGGAGCUCAAGUUCGAGACAAAGCGCGCCUCCAACCCGCGCGUGCAGUUCCAGCUUCUGUGUCUGCGCUUCUUCCGCAUGUACUGGCGCACGCCGACGUACAACCUCACGCGCUUGUUCAUCAGUGUGCUGCUGGGUUGCGUGUUCGGUGUCAUCUACCAGGGCACCGACUACUCGACGUACACUGGCGCCAACUCGGGCGUGGGUCUCAUCUUCGUCAGCACCAUUUUCCUCGGUCUCAUCAGCUUCAACAGCGUCAUGCCCGUGGCCGCCGACGAGCGCGCCGCUUUCUAUCGGGAGCGUGCAAGUGAGACUUAUAAUGCGCUCUGGUACUUCGUUGCCGGCACGCUGGUGGAGAUCCCGUACAUCUUCUUCUCGAGUCUGCUGUUCACCAUCAUCUUCUACCCGAGCGUGGGCUUCACGGGCUAUAUCACCUUCUUCUACUACUGGCUGGUGGUGGCCAUGAACGCGCUGCUGUUCGUGUACUUCGGCCAGCUCAUGGUGUUCGCCCUCCCCAGUGUCGCCGUUGCGUCCACCCUCGGAGCUCUUUUCAGCGGCAUUUUCAUGCUGUUCGCCGGCUUCAACCCACCCGCGGGUAGUAUCCCCACGGGCUACAUGUGGGUCCACUGGAUCUCGCCGCCGACGUACACUAUCGCCAUGUUGGUGUCGUUGGUCUUUGCCGACUGCUCCGAGGGCAGCACGGACGGUAUCAGCUGCAAGACGCUGCAGAACGCGCCGCCCACGAUCAGGGACAUGACGUUGAAGGAAUACGUCGAGGAGACGUUCGACAUGAAGCACAGCGAUAUCUGGAGGAACGCCGUGAUCCUGCUCAUCCUCAUCGUCGUCUUCCGUAUCCUGGCGCUCGUGUCGCUGCGCUACAUCAACCACCUCAAGCGCUAG
This is a messenger RNA of Phytophthora sojae, 4323 nucleotides long. RefSeq lists its product as hypothetical. The transcript has a single exon. Bases 1 to 4323 code for a protein of 1440 amino acids. Lineage: Eukaryota; Oomycota; Peronosporomycetes; Peronosporales; Peronosporaceae. Gene Ontology annotation, biological process: transmembrane transport. The record is from RefSeq and is a predicted model, not a curated record. Gene Ontology annotation, cellular component: membrane. Gene Ontology annotation, molecular function: ATP binding; ABC-type transporter activity; ATP hydrolysis activity.